GAUAUAUGAAAAUGUUUGGAAAGAUUUAGAAGAUAAAAUAGAUCCACAACAAGUUAAUAUUUCUCUAUUUGAACAAUCAAUAGAAAGGAAAAUAUGCGAAAAUUAAAUUUAAUGAUAAUGGUCAUGAAACAAAAAAUCUUAAAACAUUUUUAAUAGAAUUAAAAGAUAAUAUUAGUCAACAAAAUCAAUAUUUUUAUCAACACAGAUUUACCAUUUACUACUAAAGAAGAAGAAGGAAAUAAUAUUCGAAUUUAUCAAAAAGAAAAAAAUAUUUUAAAGUCUGGUGGACUUGCUAAAUAUAAAUAUGGAGAUAUUAAAAGAAAUAUUGAAAGAAUUUUAAAUAAAAUUUUAAAAAAUACUCAAUUUGAAAAUGAUAAAGAAUUAAUUUUGUCGAAAAUUUUGUCUUUACAAGGAGAUAUUCGUUCAUUUAAAACAGGUUUAAAAGCUAAUUUAAAAGAUUUUAUAGAUCUUCAAGAUCAAGAAAAUGUUUCAAAAGAUAAAUCUUGGUGGGAUUGGAAUGCUUUUGCCGUUGCAAUGAUAGGACUUGUUCAAGUCAUUGCCGAAGCUGUUUUAGUAGCCUUUGGUUUGACUCAGAUAGGCAAUGCUUUAAUAUCAGGUAUUUUUAGUUGGAAAGAAUGGGCAAUACAAAAAGCAAUUAGCUUCGGUCUCUCUAUGUUGACUGCUGGAAUUGGAAAGUUUUUGACGGAUAAAAUUAUGGAACAGAUUCAAGAAAAUGUUAUACAAAAGAUUGUUAGUAAAAUAGAAGAAAAUUUAUUAAAGGAAAUAAUCGGUUUAAUAAAUAAUAAAGUAGAAACUCUUUAUCUUCAAAAAAAAACACUAGGAAAAGAUAUUUUAUUACCUCAACAAUGUGAUAAUAUUCGAACACGAGUUGUAUCUUCUUUAAGAAAUAGUUAUCAUCUAUUUGCUGAUGGUCUAAAGAAAUCAAAUUCAAAAUACGUUAAAAUAGCGGCUACUACUCUUAAAGCAAUAGAUAUCAUUAAUAAGUUGUGGACUGUAGUUCAAUCUGUCUUACAGUUUGAACAUGUCCUUAAUACUUUAAAAGAUAUUAUUGAAGAUAAAGUAGUAAGACAAGCUAUUAAUGGAACAUUAAAACAGAUUGGAAAAACCAUUGUACAAGGAAUAAAGACAAUGGUUGAUUCACAAUUUAAUGGAAAAAAUCCAGCUAAUAUAUUGAAACAAUCGAAUCAAAAUAGACAAAAUCAUGCAGAAAGUCAAAUUGCUAAUAAAUCAAGAUUCAAAGAAAGAAUAACAAGAUCGACAAAAGAUAAAGAUAGAGCUUUAGGUUUAGCUGAUAUCAAAAUGUUAGCAGAUCGUAAAAGAAGAAAAAUAACUGUUCACAACUCAGAUACUGACGAAAAAGAAAUAGUAAAUCCUUCAGAAGUAAGAAAAAUACUUGCUCUUCUUAAACAAUCUGCUAAAAUAUAUUAUGAAGCAGAUGAAAAUGGAGAUAUUGAACAUUAUUUUACUGGUAGAGGAACAGAAACAUAUAUACAGAUCAGUGGACGGAUAGAUUGUUUGCUAAUAGCUUAUCAUGAAUCAUUAGGUAGAAAAGUAAAUGAAAAUAUUAUAGGACAAGAACGAGUAUCACUACGCCGUUAG
Rotaria sp. Silwood1 is the source of this 1620-nucleotide messenger RNA. NCBI's taxonomy places the organism in Eukaryota, Metazoa, Rotifera, Eurotatoria, Philodinida, Philodinidae. The record is from the annotation of a GenBank genome assembly.